AUGGGUGUCGUUUCUCGCCAUGAUGGCGUGCACGGCCAGGAGCCGCACCAACCUUCUGCCAAAGCCGAGUGCAGCAACACCACCACAACUGUGACUCUCACACAAUACGGUGCCACUGUAACUUCGACCCUCGGCCACAGCACUACCCCCUCCACCUCCACCAAAACCAUCUCCUUGCUGCCUUCCGGCCUCAUCACUCUGCACAAUGCCACCCUUCCCCUUAACAACACUGUUACCACCCCGACCCCCUCGUUCACCAGCCACACCUCCUCAAGCACCAUCUCAGCAGCAACAGCCUCUCCCACGCCAGCUCCCCCCUCCGAUCCAUCCCACCAGGCCGGUCGCGUAGCCGGCGGUGUCAUCGGCGGUCUCGCCGGCCUCGCCCUCCUCGUUUUCCUCCUGGCCUGGUGCUGCAAGCGCCGCAACCAGCUCAAGGUGCGCCUACGUUGCCGGCGGGACACCAAAGAGGAGAAAGAGCUGGCCCGGCAGGCGGAGGUGCGGCAACGUGCGGACCUUGAACGCAAGAAGGCGCUGCAGUCGCUGGAGGCGAAACCCGGUGGCGGGUUGCUGCAUAGUGGCCUCAUGGCAUUCAAUCUUGAGCAGAAUGGUUCUCAACCGGUGUCGAACAGUGCCGUGCCGCCGACGCCGCCGUCGGUGCCAGUAAAGGGUACCGGACCCGGGCGGCGCUUCUACGCUUGA
Molecule: messenger RNA, 699 nt
Organism: Cyphellophora europaea CBS 101466
Lineage: Eukaryota; Fungi; Ascomycota; Eurotiomycetes; Chaetothyriales; Cyphellophoraceae
Exons: 1
Coding region: 1-699 (232 amino acids)
Source: RefSeq, a predicted model, not a curated record